Penicillium vulpinum is the source of this 303-nucleotide messenger RNA. RefSeq lists its product as uncharacterized. The record is from RefSeq and is a predicted model, not a curated record. Lineage: Eukaryota; Fungi; Ascomycota; Eurotiomycetes; Eurotiales; Aspergillaceae. The transcript has a single exon. The coding region runs from base 1 to 303 and encodes 100 amino acids.
AUGCGCAAGAUAGUCCAACAUUACACGCGAUUCUCAGACCAAGAUAGCAAUGGGAGCCCUAGUUCUCGCUGGGGUCAGCUUAUCAGAGGCUGGUCCUGGGGUCUGGCUGCGGGUGGAGCCGUUAAUCUGCCCUUCGGUUCGGGCCGCGCUGUUUUGGGAAGUGUCAACCAAUUUGGGAAUUUCCGAAACUACUCGGAUUUGACUCUAGUGCUUGGUUUUGGGGUGGAUUGGCUUCGGAAAUUGCUGCACUUGGAAGCCCUGUUUGUUGACUCCAUGUUAUCAUGUGCACAGCGCGGAAUCUGA